Halteromyces radiatus is the source of this 792-nucleotide messenger RNA. RefSeq names its product 5-formyltetrahydrofolate cyclo-ligase. Gene Ontology annotation, cellular component: mitochondrion. The record is from RefSeq and is a predicted model, not a curated record. The coding region runs from base 44 to 667 and encodes 207 amino acids. Gene Ontology annotation, biological process: tetrahydrofolate interconversion; folic acid-containing compound biosynthetic process. Gene Ontology annotation, molecular function: 5-formyltetrahydrofolate cyclo-ligase activity. NCBI's taxonomy places the organism in Eukaryota, Fungi, Mucoromycota, Mucoromycetes, Mucorales, Cunninghamellaceae. The transcript has 6 exons.
UUUUUUUCUUUUCUUCUUAGUGUUUUCCCUAUUUAGACUCAAGAUGACAACUAGCCUUCGACUUUUAAAACGUACUUUACGCAAAGAUAUGACAACCCGAUUAAAACAAGUCUCUAGUGAAUCUAUUGCAACUCAAUCUGAUCUUGUCUUUCAACAAUUACUGCAACUGGACAUCUUCCAAAAAAGCCAAAACAUUAGUGUAUAUAUCAGUACACCCACUUGUGAAAUCAACACGCGUGCCAUGAUUCAACAUAUUAUUCAAGCAGAUAAAACAUGUUAUAUUCCAAGAUGUACCAAGGACUCUAUGGAUAUGGUCAAGAUUACUUCAUGGGAAGAUUAUCUUUCUUUACCUAUCAACAAAUGGGAUAUUCCGGAACCACCACUUGACGAACCAAGAGAAAAUGCUCUGGAGAAGGAUGGAUUAGAUCUUAUACUUGUACCAGGUGUAGCGUUUGAUCAGGAAAAGAAUAGGAUUGGUCAUGGUAAAGGAUAUUAUGAUCGAUACUUGUUGAAAUAUCAAGAUUGGGCCAAUACCAAUCAUCGACCCAUGGUGAAAACAGUGGCACUAGCGUUGCAAGAACAAAUGGUGGAUGUUGGUGUUAUCCCUUUGCAAGAAACUGAUCAGAAAGUAGAUUAUAUUUUAACCCCACAUCAGAAAAUUCAAUAAUAUUCCGAUCAUUCAAAAUACAGAGAUUGGUAUAUCUAUUCCAGUGUAUUCAUGUAUUGUUUUAUUGUUUUGUUUGUGAAAUAAAGAAAUAGUAGAUUGUAAGAUAAAAAAAACAAAAAAAAAAA